Molecule: messenger RNA, 1220 nt
Organism: Salmo salar (Atlantic salmon)
Lineage: Eukaryota; Metazoa; Chordata; Actinopteri; Salmoniformes; Salmonidae
Product: tyrosine-protein phosphatase non-receptor type 18
Source: RefSeq, a predicted model, not a curated record
AAUGCUAUUUAUGUUAGGUAGCUGGCUAAGGCUAUCCAACACUGCAGCUCUUCCAAGUAAAGGAAAGCAUUUAUAAAUGUAUUGCCACCGGGCCCGCCAGUGUAACUGAUAAACUGCUUGCUGUACACUAUACUGUAUGAUUGUAUUACAACAACAGUUGUGACUUUAAUAAGCAGCCUGAGGUAAUGAUACCACAGUAAGGUGCUCAAUUACAAUGGGGGAAGUUGACUCAGGUUCGUAGAGAGAUCGAGAAUUUCGAGACAAGGGAAGAAAGAAUGCUUCCUGUUUUGUUCAAAAAUUGUAAUGUGCAGUACAGAGCGCCUCGGCCUCAUCAACAGAAGAUGAAUGACGUAUAUGCCGUGGUCAACAAGUCCAAACAGCUCCCGCCACCAGCCUCUUCCACCCCCCCUCUGGCCGCUCUCCAUUACUAUGACAACGAAGAGCUGGGCGUCCCAAAAUGCCACGUCGGUGCUCUUUACAGCAUGGUCAAGAGCAGGUGUCCACCAGCCAAACCGCCACCAGCUGUCGCACCCAUUUAUGACACAGCCGGACUAGCCAAUCACAGGCUAGCUGAGGCCUCGGCAGUGGAGGACCAGAGUGGCUAUGAGCUGGUCGCAGCUGAGCGUUAUUCCUCGACAGAAGAUGACUAUGAAUAUGUCUCAAAUCCCAUCAAAUGCAUGACCAACAGCUGCACUCCUGGUAGCAUGGAGUUCAACUUUCGCAUUAAAAAACCCAAAGGGCCUCGGGAUCCCCCGGCAGAAUGGAGUCGUGCGGAGAGAUGACACGGCAGCCAUAUACCAGGCCUGGCCACAUCUUUACUCAUUCAUGUUUGACAAGCAAUGGGAAUGGGCUCUAUUUAUUUUUACUUGCUGUGAACAUCUACUGUAUGUGAUCACUAAAAUACAGUUAUCUAUCUUUUGUAACCUUUUUGAGUUCGUAUAUUUUUCAGAUCUUGUGAUUUAUAUUACUAAUGAAAGAACUAUAUUAAACAACUUUCAAUUCUGAGACAAGUAUUGGUUUUGAAUACCAUUUACCGAUUGAAGUGUAAUUGUAGUAACCAACAGAUGGCACUAUAGUAACAGGAGAGAAUUCGUUUUUUUCAUUAUUCACGUUUCAGGUAUUGUAAAAUGUGUUUUCACAGGUAGACUCAUGCUUUAUUGCUUUGAUGUCUACUAAUUGCUGGUAACAAGGACUUACAAUAAAGACAACAAUUUCUUCAA